Messenger RNA from Gavia stellata (red-throated loon), 1653 nucleotides. It is a transcript of the gene PGAM1, whose product is annotated as phosphoglycerate mutase 1. Gene Ontology annotation, biological process: glycolytic process. The coding region runs from base 65 to 829 and encodes 254 amino acids. NCBI's taxonomy places the organism in Eukaryota, Metazoa, Chordata, Aves, Gaviiformes, Gaviidae. The record is from RefSeq and is a predicted model, not a curated record. Gene Ontology annotation, molecular function: intramolecular phosphotransferase activity. The transcript is spliced from 4 exons.
AGCGGCGGCAGCGUGAGGAGAAGGCGCGCGCGCACCAACCUCCCCUUAGCUCCGCUCCUCCGCCAUGGCCGCCUACCGCCUCGUCCUCGUCCGCCACGGCGAGAGCGCCUGGAACCUGGAGAACCGCUUCAGCGGUUGGUACGAUGCCGAUCUCAGCCCCGCCGGUCAGCAGGAGGCGCGGCGCGGCGGCGAGGCCCUCCGAGAUGCCGGCUACGAGUUCGACAUUUGCUUCACCUCGGUACAGAAACGGGCCAUCCGUACCCUCUGGACCGUCCUGGAUGCCAUCGAUCAGAUGUGGUUACCCGUUAUUCGGACCUGGCGCCUGAAUGAGAGGCACUACGGGGCCCUCACCGGUUUGAACAAGGCUGAGACGGCGGCGAAGCAUGGCGAGGCGCAGGUGAAGAUCUGGAGGCGCUCGUACGACAUCCCUCCACCUCCCAUGCAGUCUGAUCACCCCUUCUACAGCACCAUCAGCAAGGACCGUCGCUACGCUGACCUAACAGAGGACCAGCUGCCAACAUGCGAGAGCUUGAAGGACACCAUAGCACGGGCUCUGCCUUUCUGGAACGAGGAAAUUGUCCCUCAGAUCAAAGAGGGCAAGCGAGUCCUUAUUGCUGCCCACGGCAAUAGCCUGCGUGGGAUUGUCAAGCACCUGGAAGGCAUGUCGGAAGAGGCCAUCAUGGAGCUGAACCUGCCCACUGGCAUCCCUAUUGUCUACGAGCUGGACAAAAACCUGAAACCCGUCAAGCCCAUGCAGUUCCUAGGGGAUGAGGAGACGGUGCGCAAGGCCAUGGAGGCCGUUGCUGCUCAGGGCAAGGUCAAGAAGUGAGGGCAGGGAGGAGGCUAGCACAUAGUAGAGCCCCCCGCCGCCCCCCACCCCUCUGUGCACACCCCCCACAGCCGUAGGAACUUGGAGCUGCGGAGCUGGAGCAGCUCCCCUGGAUUAGGCCCAUUUCCUCAGGACCAGGCUCCCCUCUGCAGACAGCCUGGGGGCCCAGGGGCGAGGGGCCGUGCACACGGAGGUCUGGUGUGAAGGGGAGCCCUGGCUCUGCCAGGCAGCGACCACACACCUCUCCGCGCCAAGAUCCCAGCCCUUGGGCCUUGUCUGCAGGGGGAUGCGCUGAGCGAUCCCUUGCUACGCCAGGCUCCUCUGCUUUGCUUCCUGGCAGCUCUUGUCACCUGGUUGCUGUAGUUUUGUUGCUUGAUUUAGUCAUCCUGGGAGCAGUGGGGCAAGCGCAGCACAGGCAAUGACCAAGAUGGGUACCCCAUCCCCUCCUGGGUGUGUGGCACAAGGACUGGUUGGGUAGACACUGAAAGGGUUGUAUUUUGGUGCAUGUGGUACAGCACCCAAGGGUGAUACUCGCAACUCUGGACCUAGCUCUGCAGCCCCUGCUUUAACUUACUGCCUUUGGACAAGGGCGAGAGAGGGAGCGGGUCAUCUGGAGGUCUGCGUUCGCCACAUACUUCCCCCAGCCGAAGCCCAUCCUAGUCCUGCUGGUGAAGCAGGUGCCAUUGUACCCCAUCCCACGUGCAUGUACCUGUUGCUGUGGCUUCCCCCUCUGCCAGCACCGUGAGCCUGGGCUUCCGUGGGGUCAGUGUUAUUGUUCGACAAUAGCAGUUGUCUUGUUCCAGUUCAAUAAAGAGUAAAAUGCA